Molecule: messenger RNA, 1726 nt
Organism: Gracilinanus agilis (Agile Gracile Mouse Opossum)
Lineage: Eukaryota; Metazoa; Chordata; Mammalia; Didelphimorphia; Didelphidae
Gene: FANCC
Product: FA complementation group C
Exons: 14
Coding region: 1-1686 (561 amino acids)
Biological process (GO): interstrand cross-link repair; nucleotide-excision repair; cellular response to oxidative stress
Cellular component (GO): Fanconi anaemia nuclear complex
Source: RefSeq, a predicted model, not a curated record
AUGGCUCAAGAUAGACUAGACCUUCCUUUGAACUUUGAGUUUUGGCUGAAUAAGGCUGUUGCGUGGGGCCAGACCACCACUUUGGAAUCCCAGCAAGAUGUCUGCCUUCACCUGCCUCAAUUACAGAAGUUCCUGCAGCAGAUUUAUGAAACUUUGAAACAUAUGGAUUUUUCUAUGGCUAUUGACAGAUUUCCCUUAAUUGGUCAAUUGCUAGGAAGGCUUUGCUGGAAUCCUUUUGUCAUAGGAUAUGAUGAAAACCAGAAAAUUCUAAUGUGGUGCUUAUGUUGUCUCUACUGCAGUGAACCACAGAACUCUAUAGAGGUGGAAGCCAACAUCUGGAUAAGGAGUUUAUUAUGCCAUCUGCUUUCAUCAUUCAAACUUGGACUUAAUGAAGUUGGAACUGUUAUUCAAGCUCUUGGGUAUACAUCUCCAGAUUAUUAUCCUCAAUUGCUAAAAAAUAUGGUCUUAUCAUUAGUGACUGAACUCCGAGUGAAUCAUCUUAAUGGAUUUAGCAUUCAAAAAAUAAUUCCAGAGAGACAAAUAAAGGCCAUAUCCCUGCUCUGUGUCCCACUCCUCACUCUGCCAGAUAUCUUACCUCUGCUGGAGGCUCUGCUCACCUACCAUGGAAAUGAACCCAAGGAAAUUCUCAGUUUUGAGUUUUUAGAACGUGUAAAUGAAGCCUUUUUGCAGAAGAAGAUUGUCAUUUCUGAAUCAGCUAUAAUCUCCCUCUGGCUUCGUCACCUUCCCAGCCUGGAAAAAGCAACAUUGCAUCUUUUUGAAAAGUUAAUCUCUAGGCACAGAAAUAUUCCAGAGGAGAUAGAAGACUUUAUAAAAGAUUCAUUAUUGCCUCAAGCAGCCUGCCAUCCCAGCAUAUUCAGAAUUGUUGAUGAAAUUUUUAGGAUUGUACUACUGGAAACCAAUGGAAUGUCUGAAGUAUUGACUAUUAUACAAGUGUUUACCCAGUGCUUUGUUCAAGCCUUCCAGAAAGAUAACAAACAGCUGAAGUUUCCACUUAAGUCCUACUUCCCUUAUGCCUCUCCAUCUCUUAUCAUGAUAUUACUCCAAAACCCAAAAGAUUUACCACGUGGACUUUGGUGCCAGCACUUGAAUCACAUUUCAAAAAUACUCAAAAAAAUAGUUGAGGACCAGAGUACUCAAUCCUGUGGAAGUCCCUUUGAGCACUGGUUUUUAUUUAUUCAUUUUGGAGAAUGGGCUGAUAUUGCUGCUGAGGAAUUACUGAGAGCUGAAUCCCCCGAGGCCUUGCUGUGGCUCUUGGCUUUCUACUAUAACCCACAUGAUCAAAAUCAAGUGAGGAUUCAGACAAUGGUAGACGUGAGAGUAGUACAUGGGCAUAUCAUGAAACUUUUCAACAGAACUCCCCUCUCGGUGAAGGAUCUGCAGGCUGUGGCUGGCGAGAGCAAUGAGGAAGAUACAAGACACCCUUAUAUUCAACAAUUAACCAGGCACCUCCUUCUAAAUUUCCUGCUCUUCUCUGCUGAAGGACAUAAGAUUGCCCGAGAAUUCAUUAUCAUUCAAACUGAUGAAAUAAUCAAUGAAUUUUUGAAUCUCAUUGCCCGUGCUAAAUACAGAUGGAAUCGUCUUGGCAUGGAAACCCCCAGGACAGGAAAACUGGCAAGAGACCUCCUUCAAGAACUACAGUGUUACAGAACAAAAAAUGUAUUGUGAUCAUUUUAUUACUGUUGCCAUCAUUUUUUUGUAUGAAAGA